Molecule: messenger RNA, 2890 nt
Organism: Gracilinanus agilis (Agile Gracile Mouse Opossum)
Lineage: Eukaryota; Metazoa; Chordata; Mammalia; Didelphimorphia; Didelphidae
Gene: MVP
Product: major vault protein
Exons: 15
Coding region: 19-2730 (903 amino acids)
Cellular component (GO): cytoplasm; nucleus
Source: RefSeq, a predicted model, not a curated record
UCCGCAGUUUUCACAGGGAUGAGAAGUCGGCAACGUCGAAACCUGCCCCAGCCCAGUCGCCCGGAGACCCAGCCGGAUCCUGUUUUAACCAGAUCUGAUUCCUGCCUUCCUAACUCUGAAGUCACCAUGGCAAAUAAAGGAGAUUCCAUCAUCCGAAUCCCCCCAUACCACUUCAUCCAUGUGCUUGACCAGAAUAGCAAUGUAUCCCGUGUGGUGGUUGGGCCCAAAACCUACAUCCGGCAGGACAAUGAAAGGGUACUGUUUCCCCCAUCACGUAUGGUGACAGUCCCACCACGACAUUACUGCAUUGUAGCCAACCCUGUAGCCCGGGAUAAAGAGGGCUUCGUGCUAUUUGAGGAAGCUACAGGACAAGCACGACUUCGGCAUGCAGACCUGGAGAUCCGGCUGGCCCAGGACCCCUUCCCAUUGUACCCUGGGGAGGAGCUGCAGCAGGACAUAACCCCACUGCAGGUGGUUCUGCCCAAUACAGCACUGCACCUUAAAGCCUUGCUUGACUUUAAAGAUGAGAAAGGGGAGAGAAUAGCAGGAGAUGAGUGGCUGUUUGAAGGGCCUGGCACAUACAUCCCCCAAAAGGAGGUAGAAGUGGUGGAGACAAUCCAGGCCACAGUGAUCCGACACAACCAGGCUCUUCGACUACGGGCCCGGAAGGAAUGUCUGGACCGGGAUGGCAAAGUGAGGGUGACAGGAGAAGAAUGGCUGGUACGCUCAGUGGGGGCUUACCUCCCAGGUGUGUUUGAAGAAGUUCUGGACGUGGUCAACGCUGUGGUCCUCACAGACAAGAUAGCCCUGCACCUCCGGGCCCUGCAGAACUUCCGCGACGUGAGAGGCGUGCCUCGACACACCGGAGAAGAGUGGCUGGUCACCCAGGCGGACGCCGAAGCCCACGUGCCUGACGUUUACGAGGAGGUGCUGGGAAUCGUGAACAUCACCACCCUGGGUCCACGGAACUACUGUGUGAUCGUCGAUCCCGUGGGGCCCGACGGCAAGAACCAGCUGGGGCACAAGCGCGUGGUGAAGGGGGAGAAAUCCUUCUUCCUUCAGCCUGGGGAGAGUUUAGAGCAAGGGAUCCAGGAGGUGUUUGUGCUGUCAGAAGAUGAAGGACUGCUCCUGAGGGCCCUCCAGCCUCUGAUGGAGGGAGAAGGGGGGGAGAUUGGUGAGGAAAAGGUUUCCAGCAAGCGGGCCGGAGAUCGCUGGCUGAUCAGGGGACCCCUGGAGUACGUCCCCCCUGCCAAAGUAGAAGUGAUAGAGCAACGCCAGACCAUCCCUCUGGAUGAGAAUGAAGGCAUCUAUGUGAGAGAUGUCAAGACUGGCAAGGUCCGGGCUGUUGUUGGGGAAACCUAUAUGCUGACCCAAGAUGAAGAACUAUGGGAGAAGGAGCUGCCACCUGGGGUGGAAGAACUGCUGAGCUCAGGGCAAGAUCCACUGGCAGACAGGGGUGCAGUGGGAGAAUCGAGAAAUCGUGAGCUCUCUGUCAUCAGGGAUAAGACUCGAGUUGUGAGCUACCGAGUUCCGCACAAUGCUGCUGUACAAGUGUAUGACUACAGAGAAAAGAAAGCAAGGGUUGUGUUUGGGCCAGAGUUGGUAUGCCUUGGUCCUGAGGAACAGUUCACAGUGUUGUCCCUCUCAGCUGGCCGGCCCAAGCGUCCCCACGCCCGCCGGACACUCUGCCUGCUGCUGGGGCCUGAUUUCUUUACUGAUGUCAUCACCAUUGAAACAGCGGACCAUGCCCGGCUACAACUGCAGCUGGCUUACAACUGGCACUUUGAACUAACAAACCGGAAUAAUCCCCAAGAGGCUGCUCGGCUCUUCUCUGUCCCAGACUUUGUGGGCGACGCUUGCAAAGCCAUUGCCUCCCGGGUUCGAGGGGCCGUGGCCUCUGUCACCUUUGAUGAUUUCCAUAAGAAUUCUGCUCGCAUCAUUCGGAUGUCUGUCUUUGGUUUUGAGGAAACUGAAGGGAAAGGACCUGGGGGUGUUGCCCUGCCUCAGCCCCGGGACCGAGCCUUCUUCCCCCAGAAUGGGUUGGUAGUCAGUAGUGUGGAUGUCCAGUCUGUAGAACCCGUGGACCAGCGGACCCGGGAUGCUUUACAGCGGAGUGUCCAGCUGGCCAUUGAAAUCACUACCAAUUCCCAAGAAGCUGCAGCCAAACAUGAGGCUCAGAGACUGGAGCAGGAGGCUCGGGGGCGGCUGGAGCGGCAGAAGAUCUUGGACCAAGCAGAAGCUGAAAAAGCCCGAAAGGAGCUGCUGCUCCUUGAAGCUGAGAGCGCUGCUGUGGAAAGUACUGGAGCUGCUAAAGCAGAGGCAGAAUCGCGGGCCCAGGCAGCUCAGAUUGAGGGAGAAGGAGCAGUCCUACAGGCGAAGCUGAAGGCAGAGGCCUUAGCCAUAGAAACGGAGGCCGAGUUACUUCGAAUACAGAAAGCCAGGGAGCAGGAGCUCACCUACUGCAAGGCCCAAAUGGAGCUGGAACUGAACAAGGCAGAGAGACUGGCAGCAGUGGAGGUUAAGAAGUUCAAGGAGAUGACAGAGGCCUUGGGUUCUGGCACUAUUCGGGACCUUGCGCUGGCUGGGCCUGAGCUGCAGGUGAAACUACUUCAGGGUCUUGGACUAAAAUCAACCCUCAUUACAGAUGGCUCCACUCCAAUCAAUCUCUUCAGCACAGCCUCGGGGCUUCUGGGGCUGGGGGCAGCUAGGCUUCCUACUGAGGAAAAGUGAGUUAAUAAGAUACAGAAAAAUAGUGACUUCUUCCACAACUCCAUUGGAUAGUUAGAUCACUCUGAGCCUCUCUCUUCCUCCACCCAGCCCCUCUCCCCAGAAGAGGACUACUCUGUGCCCUAGUUUUUUUCCCUGAAAAAUAAACCUUUUUUCAUUCAUC